Molecule: messenger RNA, 1405 nt
Organism: Heterotrigona itama
Lineage: Eukaryota; Metazoa; Arthropoda; Insecta; Hymenoptera; Apidae
Source: the annotation of a GenBank genome assembly
AAUCAAACCGUCAGUUAAGUAGGCAGAGCAAUUUUCUAUUAUAAAUACGAAAUAUGGAUUUAGAUAUAGAAAAGAUUCAUAGUAUUUUGACCGAAGCCAAUCUUCCGUCAACUAUAAAUGAUCUGAAAAAUCCAACAGAAGAAUAUAUUGUCAAUCUAAUUAACACAUUUCUAAGAAGAUUUCAUAUCGAUGUUAGUUCAAUUGAUAAGCCAACAAUGGAACAGCAGGACAUAAUGUCAUGUUGUGAAGACUUUACUAUAAUUAAACUUAUAAAUUUAUAUGUUGCUAUGGCUCAAAUAUAUGAUCGAAUAUAUAUAAAAGAUCUCUGUAUUACAGAUAUCACUAGUCCAGGCUCAAAGAAAGUUCGCAAACAAGCAAAAUUCCUAGCAAAUUUUAUAUUGUACGCAACAAAUAAAGAAUCCGACAUUGAAGAGAAAGUCAAUGAAAUUCAGAAUCGAGCAAAAAUCUUGCAUGAUAUUUUGGAAAAGAAAAAUGAAACAGUAGAAGCUAUAAAUAAUAACACACAGCAUGUAAAAAUGCAAUUAUCAACAAAGGAAAAGUAUAUUGCUGAAAUUCAAAAGCUACAAUCUAAACUUGAGAAGAAUAAUAAAAAACAUAUUGAAUUAGUAACAAGGAUGUCAGCUGCAGAAGAAGAAAAGCAAAAAGCUGUGGAACUUUGUGGCACUUAUAAAGCACAAGCAUUAAAGUUGAGUAAAGCAAUAACGGAAUUACAAUCAGAGAUUGUAAAAUCUCCUGAAGAAUAUCAAAAGCGUUUAAAUGAGUUAGAACAACAACAAAGUGCUAAAAUCGAAGAACGUGAAACAAUACAAGAAGCAUUCCAAGAUAAAAAGUGUUUAAUUGAGAAACAGAAAAAUGUAUUGACUUUCAUUCAAGAACAAUUGGAAAAAUUCGCCGAAAUUCGAGAUAUACAUGAUCGAUUAAAAAAAAUAAAAGUGCAAGAGGUUACUACAAAGAAGCAUGUUGAUACUCUUAGAACAGAUGUUGCGGAAUUUGAAAGAAAAUUAGUAGUUCAAAAGGAUCAUGAUAAAGAAGAUGAAAUAAACGAAAUUCAAAUACAGUGUGAAGAACGUCUCUCUCCUCUACGUAAUUUAAAUGCUCAAUUAUCAAGUAAUAAAAAGUCGUGUAAAGAAAAGUUGGAGGAAGUACAAAUUAAAUAUAAUGAAGAUUGUUUAGAACUGAAGAAAAUUCAAAACACAAUAAAGAAAUUAGAAAAUGAAACUGUAGGACUUUUCAAAAAUUAUCAAGAUUUAUAUAACAAUGAAAUCUCAAUUGAAAAAUCCUUAUGGAAAACAUGGAUAACUGAAUAACAAUUGUAUUGUUAUGACAAUUGUUAUAAUUGAAUGAUAAUUGCAUAUUGUAUAAAUGUGUAGGAAUAUAUAUUCAG